This is a messenger RNA of Gamsiella multidivaricata, 390 nucleotides long. RefSeq lists its product as uncharacterized. The coding region runs from base 1 to 390 and encodes 129 amino acids. NCBI's taxonomy places the organism in Eukaryota, Fungi, Mortierellomycota, Mortierellomycetes, Mortierellales, Mortierellaceae. The record is from RefSeq and is a predicted model, not a curated record. The transcript has a single exon.
AUGACCCGAUCAUCCUACUCUCCGCCAGCCGUAGCCUUUUUCUUUGCGCUCCUUAUUUUUCUGGUAGGCAUUCUUCCGACCGUGUCUUGCGCACAAGGCCCAUUGCCUGUUCAGGAGAUGGCAUUUGCCCGUAUUGGCUCCAGUCUUUAUAUCCAAGGUGACAGACAUGUGGUCGAUAGCGCCCAAGUGUCGCUCUACCUACAAUCCUAUGCGCCAGAUCUAUCUACAUCCUGGCCGGUCAGCACCCUGCCUUGGAAGACACUCGUCAAUGGAUCAGCAGCCGUCCCCUCUUCUAGAGUCUCAAUACCCGACCUUAAUACCUUGUUGGUUUUCGUGAACCUGAGUGCUGACAUCACGGUUGGCCUGUAUGAUUUCCAAGUCAACACCUGA